CUCUUUCUGGAUUCAAUUUUUCUAUUUCAUUUUUUGGACAAUGCUUUCUUAAUUAAGCACAUAUUUUAUUCCUUCACGACAGAGUUUGAGCAGCAAAGAGAACAAACAAUGAUGAAGGAAUUUUGGAGCAUGUUUUGUGCAGAAGCAGAUUGUCCUGGGACUGGAGGAAAACAACCCUUUUGCUUCCAUUUGAAGAUUUUGAAAGAUCCUUCUUCAUGCUUCAACCAGUUCUUGAUCUUUCUCCUUGACGUGUCAAUGCUGGUCAUGCUGGCAUUCAUUCUGAUCCGGAAGAAUUUGUUCGGACCAUUUCACGGUAUGUUGCAGGUGGAAAGAUAUUCAAACUUGCAGCUAAUUUCUUCCAUAACCAAUGCAUCUCUGGGGUUGGUGUAUUUGUGCUUAGGCAUUUGGGUUUUAGAGGAAAACUUAAGGAAGAGUCACACUCUUCUUCCACUUAAUGGGUGGUUGCUAGAACUCUUUGAAGGAUUCAGAUGGUUGUUAGUAGGAUUAAGUGUAAGUCUUAAGCUGAAACAACUUCCAAGAUCAUGGUUGUGGUUGUUUUCACUUAUUACACUAUUUCUUUCGAGUAUUUUCUGUGUUUUGUCCGUGUCUUAUGCAAUUUGUAACAGAGAACUGACCUUCAAGGAAGCUUUAGAUGUUCUAUCUUUUCCAGGAGCAGUUUUACUACUCUUGUGCACUUACAAAGCAUCAAAAUGUGAAGACACUGCUACUAGUAUUGAUGAAGACUUUUAUGACUCUUUAAACAGCCACUUUGAUGGAGUUGAUCCUUAUAACUACGUAACCCCAUAUGCUAAAGCUGGAUUCCUUAGUAGGAUGUCGUUUUGGUGGUUGAAUCCAUUAAUGAAAAUUGGUCAAGAGAAAACACUUCAGGAUGAGGAUAUCCCAAAGUUGCCAGAAUCGGAUCGAGCAGAAUUUUGUUAUUUAUCUUUUAUAGAACAAUUGAACAGGCAAAAGGGAAAAGAAUCAUUGCCACAAUCAUCAAUUUUGUGGGCAAUAGUUUUUUGCCACUGGAAAGAUAUUUUGAUGUCAGGAUUGUUUGCAUUGCUCAAGGUACUCAGUGUAUGUACCGGUCCUAUACUUUUGAAUGCUUUUAUAUCGAUUGCUGAGGGUAAUGGCAGUUUCAAAUAUGAGGGUUAUGUAUUGGUCAUGUCACUUUUCAUUACAAAAAUCGCAGAGUCCCUAUCACAAAGGCAAUGGUAUUUUCGCACUAGGCUUGUUGGGAUGAAAAUGAGAUCACUACUUACAGCUUCCAUUUAUAGAAAAAUAUUGAGGUUGUCUAGUGCAGCUAGAUUGACACACUCUAAUGGUGAGAUAAUGAAUUAUGUGACUGUGGAUACGUACAGAAUUGGAGAAUUCCCAUUUUGGUUUCACCAGACAUGGACAACAAGCCUCCAACUAUGUAUUGCAAUUGUAAUACUUUUUCGUGCUAUUGGCCUAGCAACAAUUGCCUCAUUGGUGGUGAUAGUUCUCACUGUGCUCUGUAAUACUCCACUGGCAAAGAUGCAGCAUAAGUUUCAGAGUAAACUCGUGGUGGCACAAGAUGAGAGAUUGAAGGUCAGUUCUGAGGCUCUUGUGAAUAUGAAAGUGCUGAAGCUAUAUGCCUGGGAAACCCAUUUUAAAAAUGCUAUUGAAAUAUUAAGAAACGUUGAACUGAAAUUUUUAAGUGCUGUACAGCUGAGAAAGGCAUACAACAUAAUUUUAUUUUGGAUCGCACCUGUUUUGGUGUCUGCUGUUUCUUUUGGGGCAUGUUACUUUUUGAACGUUCCUUUAGAUGCUAACAAUGUUUUCACUUUUGUGGCAACUUUACGCCUAGUGCAAGAACCAAUUACUGCCAUCCCAGAUGUUGUUGGGGUGGUCAUUCAAGCAAAAGUUGCAUUUUCCAGGAUUGUUAAUUUCCUUGAAGCACCUGAAUUACAGAGUGUAAAAUUCAGGAAUAGGUGUUUUGAUGAUUGUAACAAAGGCCGAAUUUCAAUCAAAUCUGCUGACUUUUCAUGGGAAG
This is a messenger RNA of Vigna umbellata (rice bean), 2017 nucleotides long. The record is from RefSeq and is a predicted model, not a curated record. Lineage: Eukaryota; Viridiplantae; Streptophyta; Magnoliopsida; Fabales; Fabaceae.